Molecule: messenger RNA, 879 nt
Organism: Caenorhabditis bovis
Lineage: Eukaryota; Metazoa; Nematoda; Chromadorea; Rhabditida; Rhabditidae
Source: the annotation of a GenBank genome assembly
AUGAACCACAAAAUUCUCUUUCUUAUUCUUCUGAUAAGGAUGUGCUCAACUGGUCCGGUUCCUGAUAAUCCAAAGAAACGAUUUCCCACUGCUAUUAUUGUCGGUGUCAAGAAAGCUGGAACACGUGCACUGUUGGAAUUUUUGAAAAUCAAUCCUCUUGUGAAGGCACCAGGUCCAGAAGUUCAUUUUUUCGACAAAAACUUCAAUAAGGGAUUGGAAUGGUAUAGGGAUCAAAUGCCAUUGACACAUUCCGGAGAAGUUACGAUCGAGAAGAGUCCUGCAUACUUCCACAGCAAGAAUGCACCAGAACGAAUCAAGUCGCUCAAUCCAAACACUAAAAUAAUAAUAGUUGUCCGAAAUCCUGUAGUUAGAGCAAUUUCAGACUAUACGCAGUCGUCAAGCAAACGAAAACGAUUAGGUUUGAUGCCCAGUUUUGAAGAAAUGGCAGUCGGAAAUUGUGCAAUUUGGCUCAAAGCAAACUGCACGACAAAAGUUAGAGGAGUUAAUGCUGGUUGGGGAGCAAUCCGAAUUGGUGUUUAUCAUAAACAUAUGAAAAGAUGGCUUGAACACUUUCCUAUGGAAAACAUCCACAUUGUUGAUGGCGAGAAACUAAUUAAAUCGCCUUCUGAGGAAGUGAGCGCGACGGAAAAAUUCUUAGGCUUAACACCAGUCGCUAAGCCUGCUGAUUUCGGAAUCGACCCAAUUAAAAAAUUCCCAUGCGUUAGAAAAUCCGAUGGAAAGCUGCAUUGCCUUGGAAAAACUAAAGGAAGACCUCAUCCAAUUGUGAAAAGAGAUGUGCUGGAUACUCUCAAAAGUUUUUAUGAACCAGAGAACAAACGAUUCUAUAAAAUGAUUAACAAAUGGUUCGACUGGAAUUGA